Herpailurus yagouaroundi (jaguarundi) is the source of this 328-nucleotide messenger RNA. It is a transcript of the gene CLPSL2, whose product is annotated as colipase like 2. Gene Ontology annotation, molecular function: enzyme activator activity. The transcript has 3 exons. Gene Ontology annotation, biological process: digestion; response to food; lipid catabolic process. The coding region runs from base 11 to 328 and encodes 105 amino acids. The record is from RefSeq and is a predicted model, not a curated record. Lineage: Eukaryota; Metazoa; Chordata; Mammalia; Carnivora; Felidae. Gene Ontology annotation, cellular component: extracellular region.
UCCAAGCUCCAUGCUCAGGCCCAUGGCCACAGCCUUCUUGCUCCUCAUGGGGGUCCUGCUCCCUUACCAGGGCAAGUUCUGGCCCUUUCACAAGAAGAAGUUCAUGAAGAUGAAUGGGGCUGAGUGCUCCCACCACUCUGAGUGUGUCAGUGACUGCUGCCUGAUGGACCUGAACAACAGGGGUGCUCUCUGUGCCCCCAAGGCUAGAGUAGCCAGGCUGUGCUUGCCCCAGACCAAGGGAAGCAUCAACAUCAUAUGCCCCUGCCAGUGGGGCUUGAAGUGCAUCUCCAAGGACCCGACCUGUUCCCGCCGGUGCCAUUUGAUUUAG